AGAGAAAACACGACUGCUAAGCCUAGUAUCAGUUAAUCAAGCACUUGUUGAAAAUUUGACUAAAUUGCCUAUGAAAAGGAUGUCACAUACUGGAAGUUGGUAAAUCUUCACCACGCUACCUUGGUACCCAAAGCUAUAAAUCUUCAUGCCGCAAAUGAAGAAUGCAACAACCAAGCUCUGGUUAUUCUCCAGACCUGGUCAAAGAAACCUGCAUCAGCAUGGAACUUCUAAACAGGGAAGCUGAGCUUCAUAAAGAAGAUGUUGCUUUGUCUGGAAGCAGCAGUCCAGAAGAUGUCUUCAGUCACUGUGAAAUGCAGGCAGUAUCAGUUUGUACGGACACCACCAUGCCGCCAGGUGACUACAUUCGAAGACGAGGUUAUACAGAAUCUUCACUUUUGAAGCUUCCCACAGAGUGCAUUGGGAGCCAUCAUGCACCUUUCCAGUUUGACCGGCAUGCUUUGGCCAGAAUUUCCACUUCUCCAACUUUAAGGCGUCUAAGGAUGGCCUCUGCCUCCCAAACACUGUCAUUUCAGGACUGCUCUGACACAGCUCAGCUGGGGAAUCAAAAGGAAUACACUGGCUCGCUCCACCACAUCUGUAAGAGUCCACCUCGGUGCACUACAGCUACCUCUUUGUUGUUGCCUUCUUGUGUCCAUGCAAAAUUACUGUCUUCCAAAGCCAAGUCUGAGACAACUAUAACAGAUCCAGAGUCUGCCAGACCCAGAUCAAAAUUACCAAGCCAAAAAGAUCCUCUCAGCAAUGACAGUCCCAAUGAGACACUCCAAAACUCUUGGAGAGCCAACUCUGCUACGCUGCCUAGGAGACUCCUCUGCCCCAGCCCACAGGAGAGUGUCCAGAAGAGUGGAUUGCCUAUACAAAGAUCAGCCGAGCGCAGGCGCAGCUCCGUGGUAGUGAGUCUGCCGGGACUCGAGGUGUUCCCUGGAGACCUCCUGGUGUCAGACAGUGCCAUGGACUACCUGCCCCAUGCGGCCCUCCCGCUAAGCACAGAGUCCAAAAAGCCAAGGUGGCCAUUUGCCAAAAGAGGAGUUGGUAAAGAUAAACAGAAGCAAGCAUCUGAUCUGGAAAACUGUCUUUCAACUGCUAAGAUGAUAGACUGCAGCACAUACGAAUUUUUCUGCUUUAAGAGUAAAUCUUGGCAUGAAUUUAUAAAGGAGCAACAGACUGAGCAGAAAGAUGUCGACAGCCGGUUAGAAGUGAAAAAAGAAGCAGCAGUGUGGGAACUUUUCACAAGUGAAUGCACAUACUUUCUGGAUCAUUUGCUGGUUCUCAAGAUGAUAUUUAUGAACACUCUGAAAUACCUCCAGAGUAAUGAAUUUCUCUUGGAUGUGGAUUUGUGGAGACUUUUUGCAAACUUAGAGGAGUUAAACAAGAUAAGUCUCAGUUUUCUGAAAACUUUCUUUGAAACUGUGAAGGAGCAUGUCAGCAAGUCAGACUCUCCUAUGGAUUUCAGCUCCAUACUCAGAAAGUUUUUCCAGGGUGACCUUUGCCAGACACACCAGAUUUAUUGCCUUAACUAUACCUCUGCUGUCUUCUACUUGGAAAACCUGAGACAGAGAGAAGAUUUUGGCAUCUACCUGAAAUGGUGCGAACAAAACGAACAGUGCAAGAGGCUGCAUCUGCCCGAGCUGCUGGUCACUCCUUUGCAUCGACUGACGCGCUAUCCCCUCCUCCUUAACAACAUCUGGAAGAGGAGCACUGAUGAAACAGAGAAAGGCUUUAUCUGGUCACUGAAAGAGAAGGUGGAAAAGUCCAUACGGGAUCUGGAAGGUAAAGUCAAGUGGUUGGACAACUUUCAGAAGUUCAGGCAGCUGCAAGAGGUUAUAAUUUGGCCUCAGGUCUGGGAUCGUGACAAGAGAUUCUUUGUCCCAGAGUGUUUGAAGCAAAGCUUAAGAGAAAACAGCAGUGAAAACAUUUUGUCCUCAGCGAACAGACUUCUCCUUCAUGAAGGGAGGCUAACACUAGCAGAAAGCACAAGACUCCUUGACGUCUAUCUCUUCCUAUUCAAUGAUUUCCUAUUAAUUACCAAAAUUAAACGUAACAAAAAGAAAUACGGGGGCUCAGACACCAGCUUAAUCCCUGUCUGUCGUUCCCUCACUCCUGAGCUGCAGUCCUUCAUAAGAGAGGGUGGGUUUUGCACAGUCCUAGACCAGCCCAUCCCUCUAGACAGACUGACACUGAAAAACAUUGACCCCAUCCACGUUACAGUCUUCAGCCUGCGAAAUGCUUUCCUAAUACAGCAUGAAAAUAGGUAUCGUCAGUGCAUAGCAGUCUUCUUGCUACAAGCUCAGACAGAGACUGCCAAGAAAACAUGGAUGUCACAGAUAGAAACGGCAAUCUCCGAUUACAUCAUGCAACAUGAAACCAAGAAAAGCACUGCUUUCUGCUCCCCAACUGAAUCCUCUGAAAUUUAA
Molecule: messenger RNA, 2432 nt
Organism: Grus americana (Whooping crane)
Lineage: Eukaryota; Metazoa; Chordata; Aves; Gruiformes; Gruidae
Gene: PLEKHG7
Product: pleckstrin homology and RhoGEF domain containing G7
Exons: 17
Coding region: 162-2432 (756 amino acids)
Biological process (GO): Rho protein signal transduction
Molecular function (GO): guanyl-nucleotide exchange factor activity
Source: RefSeq, a predicted model, not a curated record